Molecule: messenger RNA, 438 nt
Organism: Amborella trichopoda
Lineage: Eukaryota; Viridiplantae; Streptophyta; Magnoliopsida; Amborellales; Amborellaceae
Source: RefSeq, a predicted model, not a curated record
AUGCCCAAAGAAAGCGUGUUCAAGCUGUUUGGUAAAAGGAUCCCAAUAAAUUCGGAAAUCGAAGAAAAUCAGCUUCAACAAAGGGAGGUCGAAGAAUCCGAUGAGUCAAGGGUGAGAAGGCCUGAAAAUUCAGUUCAGUGCCCACGUUGUAAGAGCAAGGAAACCAAGUUUUGCUAUUUCAACAAUUACAAUGUAAACCAGCCGAGGCACUUUUGCAGGGGGUGUCAGCGGUACUGGACCGCCGGUGGGGCGCUGAGAAAUGUGCCGGUUGGAGCAGGGCGCCGCAGGAAGAUGCAGCACUUACCACAGGGUGAGGUCUCUGCAUGCGGCAACGACGGUGGCCAUGUUCUGAUCGGCGGCAAUCUAUUUGACCAACCCGGGUUUCGACAAACUGGCAGUCGCUGCAGUCGGAUGGUCUUUACUUUUGAAGAGCCUUGA